AUGACCGACUCCGCCCCCACCAUCACAGACAAUGCCACAGCACCUACCCCCGACCGCUCCGCAAAUUUGACAAGGGCCUCGCGGCGACUUGUAUCCCUGCUCCGACACAAGGCAGUGGCCGAAAACCUCCCGAUCGGCAGCGACGGCUACGUCCGCGUCGACGACCUGCUCUCUCGAAAACUGCUCGGCCCAACGGUGACCCUUGCGGACGUGAAAUCCAUCGUCGCAGCAGACAACAAAACCCGCUUCAAGCUCGACUACCGCGGCCCCCCGAUCUCCACCGACGCAGCAGCCCACGACGACCCGCAGCACUGGUUCGUCCGCGCAAACCAGGGCCACACCAUGCCACACAUCCAAAUCGCCCUGCGCGAAAUCACAGACGCUUCCGAAGUCGCGUUCGCAGUGCACGGCACAAACGCCCGCGCGCUGCCCUCGAUCCUCCGCCACGGCCUCUCCGUCGCCGCGCGCCAGCACAUCCACCUCGCGCAACGUCUCCCGGACGACACCGACGUCGUCUCGGGCAUGCGGUCGUCCAGCGACGUGCUGAUUUACAUCGACCUCAAGCACGCUCUCGCGGAUGGUGUUGAUUUCUACGAGAGCGACAACGGCGUCGUGCUCACCAGCGGCGACAACGGCGUGCUGCAUCCGCGGUAUUUUGAGAAAGUGCUCAGGGUACCGGAUAAACAGCAUAGCGAGAGUAAGAAAUUCGACAUUAGCUUAUUUGAGCCGGUCGAGUUUGAGCGCGAGGUCGAGAUUGAGCCGGUUCCGGCCGAUUUGUUUGAUCGGAAUCAAAAGCGACGGAAACAACCACGAAAACCACGGCCGCCAAAAUCAGACCAGAAAACUGAGUCAUAG
Molecule: messenger RNA, 855 nt
Organism: Myxozyma melibiosi
Lineage: Eukaryota; Fungi; Ascomycota; Lipomycetes; Lipomycetales; Lipomycetaceae
Product: KptA family-domain-containing protein
Exons: 1
Coding region: 1-855 (284 amino acids)
Biological process (GO): tRNA splicing, via endonucleolytic cleavage and ligation
Molecular function (GO): tRNA 2'-phosphotransferase activity
Source: RefSeq, a predicted model, not a curated record